Eremothecium cymbalariae DBVPG#7215 is the source of this 471-nucleotide messenger RNA. It is a transcript of the gene MRPL23, whose product is annotated as mitochondrial 54S ribosomal protein uL13m. Gene Ontology annotation, cellular component: ribosome; mitochondrial large ribosomal subunit. The record is from RefSeq and is a predicted model, not a curated record. Bases 1 to 471 code for a protein of 156 amino acids. NCBI's taxonomy places the organism in Eukaryota, Fungi, Ascomycota, Saccharomycetes, Saccharomycetales, Saccharomycetaceae. The transcript has a single exon. Gene Ontology annotation, biological process: translation; negative regulation of translation. Gene Ontology annotation, molecular function: mRNA binding; structural constituent of ribosome.
AUGUCACAGAAACUGGGCCAUACAGGGUUAGCAUUUGCCAGGAUUUGGCAUCAUGUGGAUUUGGCCAAAGAUAGAAGAUCGUUGGGCAGAAUCGCUUCGAGCAUCGCCGUCACACUAAUUGGGAAACACAAGCCCGUAUACCACCCAAGCAUGGAUUGUGGGGAUUAUGUGGUGGUGACCAAUGCACAGAAUAUUGUGGUUACUGGUAAUAAAUGGCAGGACAAGAACUAUUGGUCUCAUAGCGGUAAACCUGGCCAUUUGAAGCUUAGGUCGAUGGAAACGGUGGUUGCAAACAAGGGCUAUGGUGAGAUAUUGAAGAAGGCCGUCAGUGGUAUGCUUCCCAAGAAUAGACUGCGUAAGUUACGAUUAGCGAGGCUAAAAGUGUAUGACGGUAGCGAACACCCAUAUAAGGAUAAUAUUACCGCGUUUGUGGAUGACCAAGUCCAGGUCAAUGACAAAGCGGAUCAAUGA